Messenger RNA from Lotus japonicus, 1697 nucleotides. Its product is annotated as L-cysteine desulfhydrase. The coding region runs from base 128 to 1483 and encodes 451 amino acids. NCBI's taxonomy places the organism in Eukaryota, Viridiplantae, Streptophyta, Magnoliopsida, Fabales, Fabaceae. The record is from RefSeq and is a predicted model, not a curated record. The transcript has a single exon.
CCUCUUAUUUUAUGCAAAUCAAAGAUUCUUCCCCAAAACUCAUUUCGCUUCAGUUGUUCACUGCUACUGUUGCCACUCACAGUCACAGACAUUCCUCAAAACCCUAACAUCCCAACCCAACCCAACCAUGAACCACCACGACGACCCUCGAAACGGUGCCGACGAGCCCAACCACCGCCACCCCAAAAAACCACGGCUGCCCCAGCCCAUCUCAGAACCCGAGAUCCGGGAGGAAUUCUCCCACCACCAACCAAACGUCGCGCGGAUCAACAACGGCAGCUUCGGCAGCUGCCCCCGCUCCGUCCUCACCGCCCAGAACGCCUGGCAGCUCCGCUUCCUCCAGCAACCCGAUGACUUCUUCUUCAACACCCUCCGCAACGGGAUCCUCGCCUCACGCACCGUCGUCAAGGACCUCAUCAACGCCGACGACGUCAAUGACGUCUCACUAGUCGACAACGCCACCACCGCCGCCGCCAUUGUCCUCCAGCAGAUCGGCCGCCUCUUCGAACGCGGCACCUUCCGCCAAAACGACACCGUCAUCAUGUUCCAUUGCGCCUACCUAGCUGUCAAGAAAUCCAUCGAAGCCUACGUCAUUCCCGCCGGUGGCUCCGUCGUUGAGGUUCAGCUUCCGUUUCCGGUUCGCUCCGACGAAGAAAUUGUUGCUGAGUUCAAGAAGGGGAUUGAAAGAGGUAAAAUCAAUGGUGGUAGGGUUAGGUUAGCGAUAAUUGAUCAUAUAACUUCGAUGCCUUCCGUUGUUCUACCUGUUCGCGAGUUGAUUAGGGUUUGCAGGGAGCAAGGUGUGGACCAGGUUUUCGUCGACGGUGCUCACGCCAUUGGGAGCUUGCGAGUUGAUGUUAAGGACAUUGGGGCGGAUUUCUAUGUGAGCAAUUUGUACAAGUGGUUUUUCUCGCCACCUGCGGUGGCUUUUCUUUACUGUAAAGGGAAAUCAAGUGAUGUGCAUCACCCUGUGGUUUCGCAGGAGUAUGGGAAGGGGUUACCGGUGGAGAGUGCGUGGUUGGGAAUGCGGGACUAUAGCCCCCAGCUUGUGGUGCCGUCGAUUUUGGAGUUUGUGAAUCGAUUUGAAGGUGGAAUUGAAGGGAUUAUGAGGAGGAACCAUGAUGGGGUUGUUAAGAUGGGGACUAUGUUGGCUGAGUCUUGGGGAACGAAUCUCGGGUCGCCUCCUGAAAUGUGUGCCAGCAUGAUAAUGGUGGGUUUGCCUUCCAGGCUGUGUGUGUUGAGUGAUGAUGAUGCAUCAAGGUUAAGGUCGUACCUCAGGGUCUAUCAUGCUAUUGAAGUUCCCAUUUACUAUCAGGCUUUGAGAGAUGCUGAGAGGGAUCCCAGGGACAAGGAUGGGAUUAUAACUGGAUAUGUUCGGAUAUCGUAUCAAGUUUAUAACAAGGAUGACGAUUAUCAUAGGCUUAAGAAUGCAAUUAAUCAGCUUUUGGAGGAUAGAAAAAUUUGCAGUGACCUUGUUCAGGAGUGAUAGAAAAAAGGGAGAAAGAAAAUGAGGUAUAGCUUUCCCUCACCCCUGGCCUGCUUUUGAUUAUGAAUUAGAUUUAGCUUCCGGGCCACAUUUUACGAGUGUGCCCAUAUUGUUGUUGUUCUGCUUCUGCAUCCUAUAGAUUUUGUAAAAUACAAUAAGUGUAGACAGAAUUUCUAUGGAAUCCUUGAAAAUUGAAGGAGCAUUUCUACUCUUA